ACUUGUUUGAGUGUUGCCAUCUUCACGAGUCUAAUUUACUUAUCAGCGCCCAAAAAGUGUUCGGAGGAAAUAUGGCUAGCGGGAUAGCAAGAAAUGAAGUGUUAGUAGCAUACAGAACGGUGUUGAAAGCCACUCGGAAGACCUUCACGGGCGACACUUUGAUGCUUCGGGAAUCGGCAGCCGAGGUGAGGAAGAAAUUCGAGGAGAACCGGCACGUGAAGUCGGAGGAGGAGGUCAAAAGGCUUCUUGAGGACGCACGGGAAGCUUCGACCUUCAUCUCCACCAUGAUCGUCCAAGCUCAACGCACCGAUAGCGGCAGUUUUGCGGUGAAGCCAGGAAUGGAGCACGCAGGGGCGACACUUGAACUUCCUUCAGAAGAAGUUCUUAAGAAGGUCGGUUGAUGAUGAUAAGAUGAGCAUACACGAGCAGUAAAAAAGGAUCAUUCUAUUCCGCUGCAUUACCCUUUUGCAAACUCCUUUCUUUUAUCAUUGACUUGAUUUAUUUGAGCUGUUCCUGUUUUAUAUGUUCCUUUUAAGAAAAGGCUCCCCUUUUCACUUUCUUGUGUUCAACAAACUUGAUGUCUCUUCUUGACUGAACAAGGAGUCAAGGACAUAUUCAUGAUUAGUAUGAUUAUAAAACCACUUCUGAGAAGUAAAUCAUGCUACCGUUCAUUUUUUUUUAUGUCUUACUCUCUUCAACUUCCUUUCAGUGUACCCAUGCCCAGAUUUUGAAUGGCUAGAUUGGUUGAGGAAGAA
Cuscuta europaea is the source of this 755-nucleotide messenger RNA. The record is from the annotation of a GenBank genome assembly. Lineage: Eukaryota; Viridiplantae; Streptophyta; Magnoliopsida; Solanales; Convolvulaceae.